CUCAUCCGCUCCCUCUCGCCGCCGCCAACCGAACCUAGGCAUGGCUUCUUCCUCAUCCUCUCUUUCCUUCCGCCACCGUCUCCCACAUCUACGCAGCCAUGGCGGAGAUCGUAGAGACUCCCUUGGAAACGAUUUCCCCGAACCUAGGGUUGCCUCUCCUCCUUCCGCCACCGCGACCGCGAGCUCCGCUCCCCCACAUUGCCUCUCCCUCUCCGGCGGAGAAGCUGACAAAUUCGAGCCAGCUCCCAUUACCCCUCCGCACGCGCUUGCUAGGAGGAGGCCCACGCAGCCAUGGCGGAGGUCCUGAACACUCUGAGGACGAGGAGGGGGACGUGUACCGGAUCUGCAGCGACGACGAGCACCCGCUUCGCUACCCCUGCGCCAGCAUCAAAUUGUGCACCAGUACUGCCUCCUUCCGCCAGUGUGAGGUACUGACCGGAGUUGGAUUCAGUCUUUAUAAACCUGGCUUUCAGUUUUGCUCCAUUCGCUGGCUUAUUUGCCCUGCUUCUGUAUUCUUGGAAGAGUGAAUAAAAGAUACAUGUACACCGAUGAUGACUCCGAGCACAGUACGCCGACGGGCAGCUCGGGUGGGUUCCACUACAUCCACAUCCCAUUUUUUCAUCCCGAGAACAAACAACUCAUUAACCCAUUUUAAUCUAUAUCUGAACAUUUGCAUCUAUGGAUUCUUUAUCUGUUGUUUUGGUGGAAAUUUUGAUCUCGGCCACCACAGGAGCUCUCCUCCACGCCCUCGUGGGGCGGCCAUGCUGCUCUGAUUCCGAGCUCCCCACAUCGUUGCAUGGCCUGUGCCAGGUCCAAGAUGGAGAAGGACGCCAGAGCCAGCCUCAUGCACCCCUGUGUCUGUGUGCGUACGUGAACUGUGGUGUUUGAGCGGCUUGCUUUCUGGGUGCUGCUCCUUGGUUGUUGUAUGCGGGGGCGUAUUGUUGUUGUAAUCUUUGUUUUUCUUCAUGGAUGCAGCUAACUAAUUAUAUUCAUUUUCAGGCACAAAGAUUGGUUGCAGGAGUACAAUGAGAAAUAUAAGGUCUUCCCUUGAAUGGCCAGAUAGAGAAAACAAUGUACUCUUAUUUCUUGUGAUGUUAUGUUUUCUGCUAUAACCGGCAUGGUUGGUAUACAUGUCUCAAUUCCUAAAGGUUCAGGAGGAUUUGAGUGCUGCUAAAGAGAGAGACAAGGAUCAGUGCUAUAAAAUUGUUGUUCAGAGACAUGUACCAUGAAUUGG
Triticum aestivum (bread wheat) is the source of this 1234-nucleotide messenger RNA. RefSeq lists its product as uncharacterized. NCBI's taxonomy places the organism in Eukaryota, Viridiplantae, Streptophyta, Magnoliopsida, Poales, Poaceae. The transcript has 2 exons. Bases 99 to 527 code for a protein of 142 amino acids. The record is from RefSeq and is a predicted model, not a curated record.